ACUUUAUCAUUUAGUUGCCUGUAGUAAUUGCAGCCGGUUCAUUAAAUAGCUAAAAUAAUAUAGUCAAAAUGUUGUGUGCCAUACUUUUACCUUUACUAAUCCCGGUAGGGCUAGUGAUAUUUUUCAAGAUACUGAAUAAACCAGACAAGCCGGCGUUAUUCGGCGUGUAUCAACAGAAAAAUAAAUUCUUCUAUUUGAAGUUUUUAUUUAUGUACACGGUUUUGAGGUUUAGACAGCUAAAAAAUCACCUCACCCGGCAAUUUGCUGUCGAAGUCGGCAAGAGCUGCGAUGGGACAUUGCACGUUCAUAAACAAGAUGUAGUUCUCGAAAACAAAUAUUAUCUUGGGGAUAACGAACAGGCCAUCGAUGCGGUGUACUUCAAUGGCACGAAGGAGGGUGAUGCAGUGAUUUGUGGUAUUGCGAGAAGGCCUAAGAAUGUUGUGGAUGCUUUCCUAUACUUGAAGGUCAAAGGAGAGGAGCUCCUUCUAUCACCGGAGUUACCCGACACUUACCAAAACCAAGUGACGAUCGAAGAGGGCCUGUACAGAAUAAAGGGCCUUGAAGUUGUCAACUUUAUUCCUAUGCGUACCUGGAAAUUGACUUACAAUGGUGAAAUGAAACCCAGGAACGAUUCGGAGAAGAGGGUAAAAGUAGAAGCUGAACUAACGUGGAGUGCGGUGUUCUCACAUUUCAACUACGACACUCAGAUGUCGCCUAUAGGUUUAGCCCGAGACAUGGCUACUGAAAAAUGGUCGAGGGGUUACUUUAAGUUACUCAAAAAAUUACAUCAAACACAUUACGAACAAAUGGGCGUCAUAGAGGGCACUGUCACCAUCGAUGGCAAAGAACACUCUAUCAACAUACCAUGUGUUAGGGAUCACAGUUUCGGACCGUUCCGUGACUGGCGUACAUUCCACCGUUACGUCUACCAUUUUAUGUUCUUGGAAAAUGGUGACUGCUUAGCCAUUGGCACAGUUUGCCAACCUGCUGUUUUAUCGCAUCUGACUAUCGGAUACCUCUGUCGUCAAUCAGACCAAGCAGUGUUACCAGUACAGUCCAGUGACUUCAAAAUGUACCAACAUGGUGAAAAUCAGAUCCUACCCAAAGAUUACGGAUUUACUUUCGAAGCUGGCCACCAGACAUAUGCAGUAAAAGUACAGGUCGAAGACGAGGAAAUAUUCUACAUCGGCAAGUCCAGGGAGGCUAAGUUCUAUGAGCGAUGGUGUACCGUGGACAUCAACGGUGUUAAAGGCUCCGCUUGUGUAGAAUGGCAUUAUAAUAAUGUUCAGUCUAAUAGAGAAAAGACUGCGUAAUUUAAUAACUUAGCAUGUAUGGGAUAAUGGCAGGAUGAUGAUGUAAUUAAGUUUUUAAUUUUAUUUAUAUAGAAAGAAGUUUUCAAAUUCGAAUUGGUAAGAAAUUCGAAAUUUGAAAAACGUGACGUGUUUUGUUAUUUUUUGAACUGUCAAUGGCACUGUUUAUUGCAUUACUAUGUGUGUGUUAGUAUAGUAAUAACAAUAAAUUGAUGUUUGCGUAA
Molecule: messenger RNA, 1534 nt
Organism: Helicoverpa armigera (cotton bollworm)
Lineage: Eukaryota; Metazoa; Arthropoda; Insecta; Lepidoptera; Noctuidae
Exons: 9
Coding region: 69-1313 (414 amino acids)
Source: RefSeq, a predicted model, not a curated record